Molecule: messenger RNA, 1252 nt
Organism: Punica granatum (pomegranate)
Lineage: Eukaryota; Viridiplantae; Streptophyta; Magnoliopsida; Myrtales; Lythraceae
Source: RefSeq, a predicted model, not a curated record
UAAAGAAAAAAUUUUCUUUCAGAAAUGUCUGAGAAUCGUAAAAAUGUUCGUACUCGAACAUUCUUGAUCAAAGAUAUUUUUUUCUCCCUCUCCUUCGACUGCCAAGAACUUAUGGAUGGGAACACAGAUAUCGACCGCCAUUGUCAAGUAUAUAUAAGGAACCCCCAAGCUCCAACCGCCUCAUAACUGCCAUCACCUCAGCCACCGUUUGAUAUUGUCGUCUCGCCGAUCUUGGACUGUGAGAUCCCUCUUGGAAGGUUUCGGUUGUGCCUCUGAAACCAGAGAUUGUUUCUUGGGACGUGAAGGGCAUUCGGCAACCGCGCUUCGGGUCAUGGAUAUGGAGGAGGAGUAUCGCAGUGGGUCGAUGUCUUACUACAGCGUUCUUGGGUUAAGCCCUGGUUGUUCGGACGAGGAGAUAAGGAAAGCCUAUCGCAAGCUUGCGAUGGUGAGUGCUCGAAGCUCCUCAUCAGGUUCCGUCCAGUGAGAUUUGUAUGGAUAUGGCUCUGCAGCUAUCACUAGUGAUUUCUUGGAAUCCGAAAUGGCACCCGGAUCGGUGGGCUAAAACCCCGUCGCUAUUAGGCGAAGCCAAGCGUAAGUUUCAGCAAGUUCAGGAAGCUUAUGAAGUUCUGUCCGACCAGGGGAAGAGAUCGCUGUACGAUAUGGGCUUGUAUGACCCGGAAGACGAGUACGAUGAGGGAUUCUCCGACUUUGUCCAAGAAAUGGUCUGUCUCAUGACCAAGACCAGGCCCGAGGAAAAGAAUUGCACAAUGGAAGAUCUGCAAACGAUGUUAACGGAUAUGGCGCGGGGCUUCGAUCUCCCAUCAUGGCAAUGUGAGCCCUUGGAUUUCGGAGAUCCCUCUGCCUCUAAGUCCUCAAAGAGGAUGCGUUGCGACUCGAAUUUGAUGACAAGCAACUCCGCUAUCCAUGUAUCAGGAUUCGCGAUGUGAGACAAAGAGGGAGAUAUUGCUACUAAAUGCUCCCCACAUCUGCUGAUUUCAUCAGUCCUGGGUUGUGCUUUCCAUAUGGAAAGAGAGAGAAUGACAGGCAGGGAAGUGAUGCGCAAACGCAAGUGAAUUGGAUUGGACUUUGGUGUUGGUCUUUCUCUUGUGUUACUGUGGCUCUGUUUGGAUUAGUUGCGGUUUUUCUUUUUCUUUUUUUCUGGUAGACGAUUGUUACGAUGUCCGCCAAGAGAAGAAUUGCAGUUAGAAACAGAUCCGAAGUAUAAAGGAAAAACUAAUAUGCUGCCUUGAUC